CUCGGCUUCUACUUCCACUCGCAGAAAGCGAAAACGCCGAAAACAAAAAAUCCAUUUUCCAAAAAAAAAAAAUCAAAAACCAACGCUCCUGAACUGAUAACAGAGUGAAGCCAACGACAUCUCCACCAGCAGUUACGAACCUUUUUCUCUCUCUUCUCUCUUGAAUCGUUUUCUCAGAGCUCUCUACUCUCCGAUUCGACUCGUUCAUGGCCGUUCCGACGCUGAGCCAUCCAUUCCGACUUCCUAUAUUUAUCGCGACAUCGCCGCCCUUCGAUCCUCGUUCAGUCACUGUUGCAUAUUGCUUCUUCUCAUAGUGAUUUGUAGUUAGGUUUUGUGCUGUUUUACAGUGCGAUCUGCGCCCUUGGUUUGUUUGAAUCUCACAGAUCUGAAGCGGUAAUCGGUUGUCGGUGAUGUCGGAGUGCGCAGAUUUAUUAGCAGCUUCUAGCAUCGCCGGAAUUUUGAGAAAGGCAGAAUGGUUGUUUCUGAGCUGGUUACUUAUAUUAUGUUAUAUGAUAUCCAUGGCCCAUGCUGAUUUACCUGAUAAUCAACUGGAAGCACCAUUGGUGUCUCCAACUAGUGCGCCAUUAGCUACACCUGCUCUUCCAGAUCUGCCCUUGCCAUCUAAUUUGCCGCUAUACCAUAGACGAAAGCAGAAACAUCCAAUGCCAAGCCAUGUGCCAAAACGAGUGCUAGCACCAUCCCAACCUCCUGAUUAUGGUCCACUUGUGACUUCUGCUCACCCUCCUACAAGUUCACGCUUGUCAAAACCGUCAAUGAAGAGGGGUGGAUUGGUAUCUCCUGGUACUGGCCUUGUACCUCCUCAUUUGGAAGAUAUUGCUCCUAUGCAGUCCAAUGCUGGCCCCAUUCCUGUGGGUUUAGCUCAGCCACCACUGUCUCCUUCAGACUCCAAUUGUUGUGAACCAGACAUGGUGCUGAAACAGGGGAGCCAUGGUUGCCAUUGUGUGUAUCCUAUAAAGGUCGACCUUGUCCUUUUGAAUGUCUCACAGAACCCAAAUUGGAAACUUUUUCUAGAAGAACUAGCCACCCAGCUUGGUUUACGAGUUUCUCAAAUUGAGCUGAUAAAUUUCUAUCUGCUCAGCUUAUCAAGGCUAAAUAUUUCAAUGGAUAUUAUUCCACAUACAGGGAUCAGUUUCUCUGCAAGCGAUGCAUCUAAAAUAAACUCUUCACUUGCUGCACAUAUGGUUCAUCUAGACCCUACAUCAGUAGGUGUGGGUGAUUACAAACUUCUUAAUGUAACCUGGUUUAAGCCCCCAGUGCCCUCUCCAGCUCCUCUUGUUGCUACCUCACCCAUGGAAGCACCUGCUAAUCAGUACUCAGCUUCUACCUCACAUGUCGAUUCAAACAAAAGGAAACACCCAAAUUUGGUUCUUAUUCUUGGUAUCAUUGCUGGCAUCUUAACUGUUGCCAUUAUAUGUGUGAUUAUGGUUUCUUUAUGUGCAUCCUGUCGUAAGAAGACAAAACCAUCUCCAGAAGAAAAUGUAAAGCCAAGUACUGCAGAUCCAGUUCCAGUUGUAGGAUCUCUUCCUCAUCCAACAAGUACACGGUUUCUUGCAUAUGAAGAACUUAAGGAGGCAACGAACAAUUUUGAGCCUGCUAGCAUACUUGGUGAGGGUGGGUUUGGCAGAGUUUUCAAGGGUGUCUUAAGUGAUGGUACAGCUGUGGCAAUUAAGAGGCUUACUAGUGGAGGGCAACAAGGGGAUAAAGAGUUUUUGGUUGAGGUCGAGAUGCUUAGCAGGUUGCAUCACCGUAAUCUUGUGAAACUUGUGGGUUACUAUAGCAAUCGUGACUCUUCACAAAAUCUCCUUUGUUAUGAGCUUGUCCCAAAUGGAAGCUUAGAGGCCUGGCUCCAUGGCCCUCUGGGAGUCAACUGUCCUUUGGAUUGGGACACCCGAAUGAAGAUUGCUCUUGAUGCUGCCAGAGGGCUUGCAUACCUGCAUGAGGAUUCACAACCCUGUGUUAUCCACAGAGAUUUCAAGGCGUCAAAUAUAUUGCUCGAGAACAACUUUCAUGCCAAGGUUGCUGAUUUUGGCCUAGCCAAAAAGGCACCUGAAGGCAGGGCAAAUUACCUGUCUACUCGUGUGAUGGGCACAUUUGGGUAUGUAGCCCCUGAGUAUGCUAUGACUGGACAUCUACUAGUAAAAAGUGAUGUUUACAGCUAUGGAGUUGUCCUCCUUGAGUUGUUGACAGGGAGAAGGCCUGUGGAGAUGUCACAACCAUCUGGACAGGAGAACCUUGUUACUUGGGCCAGACCAAUUCUUAGAGACAAGGAUCGGCUUGAAGAGCUAGCUGAUGAAAGGCUUGCUGGAAAGUAUCCAAAGGAAGAUUUUGUACGAGUUUGCACAAUUGCAGCAGCUUGUGUUGCACCUGAAGCAAACCAACGGCCCACAAUGGGAGAAGUGGUGCAGUCACUGAAAAUGGUACAGCGUGUAAUGGAAUAUCAGGAUUCCAUGCUAACUUCCUCCAAUGCGAGGCCGAACCUGAGGCAGUCAUCUACCACCUUUGAAUCAGAUGGGACAUCAUCAAUUUUCUCUUCUGGCCCUUACUCUGGUCUUAGUGCAUUUGAUAAUGACAAUAUCUCUCGGACGGCAGUUUUCUCUGAAGAUCUUCAUGAAGGACGAUAAGCAUUUCUCCACCAGAAGUUGUCCUCAUCUGAUCUGAAGUUUGACCACCCUGUAAAAUAAUGUGAGCUGUUUUGCCAGUUGAAGUGGGGGAAGUUUGGCGUAGAAUUCUUGAAAUGGUCAAAGCUGUACCAUCGUCAUUGGUGGGGGAUGAAAUGGGUGUUCUUUUCUUUUCUUUUUUAUUUUUCCUGAAAUCUGCUGUGGAGAACCACUGUUCAGUUUUCCCUAGGCAGUGGCCAUUCUCAACUGUGGAUGAUUCUCUGUAUAUAUGUACUGUAGCUUUGUUUUAUUGCAUUGGUUUUUGAAGGUUUUCCACUUGA
Molecule: messenger RNA, 2959 nt
Organism: Vitis vinifera (wine grape)
Lineage: Eukaryota; Viridiplantae; Streptophyta; Magnoliopsida; Vitales; Vitaceae
Product: proline-rich receptor-like protein kinase PERK15
Exons: 8
Coding region: 411-2642 (743 amino acids)
Biological process (GO): protein phosphorylation
Molecular function (GO): ATP binding; protein kinase activity
Source: RefSeq, a predicted model, not a curated record